AAAAAAAGAAAAUUGAUUAUACCAACCAAUGAUUAUUGGUAUAUUAUAAAGCAAGAAACCAACUGUCUUGAAAGCCUAAGCACCCUUGUAAGAAAAGAUUCGGAUCUUCCUUCAUCUCUUCGGAACAUUCCAAACUAAAUGCGGAUCUCAAACCCAUGCAUAUGUAAAAUUUAUACAUAUACACACAACACAUAUAUUUUUAUACGCAAAUCUUAACUCAUCAUAUAUAUAUAUUCAAAUGCCAUAAUUCCAUAAUUUUCUAUUCUAUUUUCCAGGCACCCAAACACCUUAUUUAGCCUCUCCCUCUCCUCCCUCCACGUUCUUGCCAACUCAGACUACUUCAAGCUAAAGAAUUUCAGCCAUUAGCGCCAUAUAUCUCUCUGUCCCACACAACCCUAUAUUAAAAUUUCAAUCUUUCUCUCUUGUCUCUCUGACGCCGGAAAAUCCCAUUUCCGGCGGCCGGGAGGAGGGCCGGCCGGUGAUUCACCCAUCUGGGAUUUCUCAAAAAACUUCAAAAGCUUGUUUCAGCUGCUACUUUGAGUUUUUUCUUUGUUUCUGGGCUUCUGGGUUCAGGUAGGUCGGAGACUUUACGGACGACCGUCCAUGGCGAUGUCUGUGGCGCCGUCGCCGAGAGAAUCGAUAGCUGAGAAGGUGUUUAAGAGUGUUGGAAGAGGUGGGUAUUCCUAUUAUCUUGGAGGAAGGAGUAGUAAUAGUAGAAGCAAUAAUAGCGGUAACAACAAGAGGAUAUGUGGGAAUGAUGAGAUGGAAUUUGAUUAUGACGAAGAUGAUGAUGGUGCUACGAUGGAGCUGGCCCAGAUUGGAGCCGAGAGAACUAAGAACGUGUUGAUUCUCAUGAGCGACACCGGCGGUGGUCACCGGGCUUCCGCCGAGGCUAUUCGAGAUGCCUUUAAAAUGGAGUUUGGAGAUGAAUACAGGAUAUUUGUAAAAGACGUAUGGAAAGAGUACACCGGUUGGCCCCUAAACGACAUGGAAAGAUCGUACAAGUUCAUGGUGAAACAUGUACAACUAUGGAAAGUUGCGUUUCAUAGCACCUCUCCUCGUUGGAUACACUCUUGUUAUCUUGCUGCCAUUGCCGCCUACUAUGCCAAGGAGGUGGAGACUGGUCUAAUGGAGUACAAACCAGAUAUUAUCAUUAGUGUGCAUCCAUUGAUGCAGCAUAUUCCUUUGUGGGUACUCAAAUGGCAGGGGCUUCAGAAGAAAGUGGUUUUUGUAACAGUUAUCACAGACCUUAACUCUUGCCAUCCUACAUGGUUUCACCCUGGGGUGAACAGGUGCUACUGCCCAUCACAAGAAGUUGCUAAAAGGGCUUUAUUAGACGGCCUAGAUGAAUCUCAAACUCGAGUUUUUGGAUUGCCAAUCCGGCCAUCUUUUGCUAGAGCAGUUCUUUCCAAGGAUCAAUUGAGAGAAGAACUCGAAAUGGAUCCUGACUUGCCUGCUGUUUUGCUAAUGGGAGGUGGUGAAGGAAUGGGACCUGUAAAGAAGACUGCAAUGGCUCUUGGUGAAUCACUUUAUGACAAAGAAGCUGGCAAACCAAUUGGACAGUUAAUUAUCAUAUGUGGCCGAAAUAAAACACUUCUAUCCACACUUGAAUCUGAAGAAUGGAAAAUUUCAGUCAAGAUUAGAGGUUUCGAAAACCAAAUGGAGAAAUGGAUGGGAGCUUGUGAUUGCAUAAUAACAAAGGCUGGACCUGGUACAAUUGCUGAGGCCUUGAUUAGGGGGCUUCCCAUUAUCCUAAAUGACUACAUUCCAGGACAAGAAAAGGGAAAUGUGCCUUAUGUUGUUGAUAAUGGAGCUGGUGUCUUCACAAGAAGUCCUAAGGAGACAGCCAGACUAGUAGCUGAAUGGUUUAGUACCAAAGCUGAUGAACUCAAGAGAAUGUCUGAGAAUGCACUUAAACUAGCUCAACCAGAGGCUGUUUUCGACAUUGUUAGAGACAUUCAUGAACUCGCCGAGCAACGCGGGCCUCUAGCACGCAUUCCCUACAUGCUGACUUCGUCAUUCACAAGCUUAAUUUAAGUUGAUUCAUUGUGUCUUUCCUCCAUUGUUUACAGGGAAAUUCACUAAUAGAAUAUUGCAUGUACAGGUUGUUAUUAGUUCCAAGGUUAUUAUCAUUCUUUGGUCUUUAGAAGCUUGUUUUGUUUUCUUUAAAAAAGAAUGCUAGAACAAGCUCUGAUGUUUGUAAGGUUUGUGAUUGUUUACUUUCUUUCCAAUUAAGUUAUUUAUUUGAAAAAAAAAAGGUAGGAUAAUUGGGUCAUGAUAAUGUUGUAUGUAAUAUAUGUAAUGCUAUUUGCUUUUCUUGUUUGAUCAAUUGUUAUGUAAUAUUUAGUCACUACUUAUCAAAUGUGUAAUCUUUAUAAGAAAGUUAAUAUAUUGGCUUGACUUUGAGUGGUGCCAAUUAUAA
Cannabis sativa is the source of this 2422-nucleotide messenger RNA. Its product is annotated as monogalactosyldiacylglycerol synthase 2, chloroplastic. Gene Ontology annotation, molecular function: hexosyltransferase activity. The record is from RefSeq and is a predicted model, not a curated record. The transcript is spliced from 8 exons. Lineage: Eukaryota; Viridiplantae; Streptophyta; Magnoliopsida; Rosales; Cannabaceae. Bases 604 to 2037 code for a protein of 477 amino acids. Gene Ontology annotation, biological process: glycolipid biosynthetic process.